Molecule: messenger RNA, 2060 nt
Organism: Xiphophorus maculatus (southern platyfish)
Lineage: Eukaryota; Metazoa; Chordata; Actinopteri; Cyprinodontiformes; Poeciliidae
Product: ER lumen protein-retaining receptor 2-like
Exons: 5
Coding region: 172-810 (212 amino acids)
Biological process (GO): protein retention in ER lumen; endoplasmic reticulum to Golgi vesicle-mediated transport
Cellular component (GO): cis-Golgi network; endoplasmic reticulum; membrane
Molecular function (GO): ER lumen protein retrieval receptor activity
Source: RefSeq, a predicted model, not a curated record
CGUCGACCUGCACCUUCGCCAUAUUUUCAACCCUGUGGGUCCCGCAGAUUUGUGUCCCCCCUCUAAGUUACUAAGAGAAAGACUUGUAGGGCAGCAGAACGCGUCAGUUUGAGUCGGAGUAAAUAGUGACACCUUUAUCUUCCCAGCUCUGUCCGCUUGUAUUCCGCCACAAUGAACAUCUUCAGACUGACAGGAGACCUCUCUCAUCUGGCUGCUAUCAUCAUCCUGCUGCUGAAAAUAUGGAAAAGCAGAUCUUGUGCAGGCAUCUCUGGGAAGAGCCAAAUUCUCUUUGCCCUGGUGUUCACCACACGCUACUUGGAUCUCCUCACCUCUUUCAUCUCGCUGUACAACACAUUCAUGAAGGUAGUAUACAUUGGCUGUUCGUACGCCACCGUUUACCUGAUCUACAUGAAGUUCAGGGCCACCUACGAUGGAAACCAUGACAGUUUCAGGGUGGAGUUCCUGAUUGUUCCUGUUGGGGGUCUCUCUGUUCUCAUCAACCAUGACUUCUCUCCCCUUGAGAUCCUUUGGACAUUCUCCAUCUACCUGGAGUCUGUGGCAAUCCUGCCACAGCUCUUCAUGAUCAGCAAGACUGGAGAGGCUGAAACCAUCACCACCCACUACCUGUUCUGUCUGGGCCUGUAUCGGGCCCUCUACCUAUUCAACUGGAUUUGGCGUUACUACUUUGAGGGUUUCUUCGACAUGAUUGCUAUUGUGGCUGGCGUGGUCCAGACUGUCCUCUACUGUGACUUCUUCUACCUUUAUGUUACCAAAGUUUUGAAAGGUAAGAAGUUGAGCCUGCCGGCAUAAAGACAGACUGGAGGAGACGGCAGUCCCAGCAGACUCAGGGGGUGCAGAGAUGACGUUGUGGAGUCUCAUGAACGACAGCAACAGACGCCUGAAACAGCCAACUAUUGGGGGGAAUAAAAACACUAGUCAUCUCGAUGAUUGCUCAUGGAACUGGUAAAUGCCAACAAAACACCGGCGCUGAACAAAGAUCAUCAACUUUUGGAUUUCUGUGUUCAGCAUCUUGCCUUAAAACUUCUUUUCAUUGCUGUUCAAAAUAGGAUACAUUGCUCCUUUCUUUUUUUUUUUUUUACAUGUGAGGUGUAUACCCUUGUUUUCUAUUAUUAUGUCACACAAAAGGUAGACUCUGAGUACCUUGUUUGACUUUAACUUGAGAAAGUAAAAAAAUGUACAGUCUUAUUAAAGAGUGAGAUAAAGCAUAAUGUAUCAGAGUGCCUGAUGAGGAUUAUGUCCAUUUUCUCAGUGUUUUUGUUCAUUUAUCUAAAAAUCUUUUGAUUAUUUGUGUGGAUAUAAGCAAAUAUGCUUUGAGGAAAAAACAUCCAACGAAGCCAAUAUUAGAAGUGCAUUUUUUUGUAAAUUUUGCUUUAGUAAGAUGAAACUAAACAUUUUAACAGGUUAUACUUGUUUAAAAAUCACAGAUUUUUACGGGGAACUCAUAGAGGGAUUUUGACUAUAAGAUGUAAUGUAUAGACUGGAUGAUCUAAGUACCAGCAAUUAUUUUGGCACAUCAGUAUUUUCAAAUGGUGCUCAUUUUGUUUAAACUUCCAUUUCAGAUAGAUGUGUUCACUAGUCUUUAUCACUUAUAUGUAGACUUCAAUAAAAUCUUAAAACGAUGCAUUGUCACAUUUUUGGGGCAGAUGGAGCCUCAGGCCUGGUUUUAGCUGUUAUUGCACUCCUGAACCAAACUCAUGAACACCUUCCAGUAGUUUCUCCAUAGCUUUUCCAAACCUGAAACUGGGGUAAAAAAGAAAAACUUGCAAUGUUUCUUAGAAAAAUCCUCUGGCAUAUUGACUAACUUUUGUAUCUCAGCUGAUUGGUUUCUGUUCCAAAUGAGCUUUUGAGCACAGCUCUGCCUUUUUUUGUUGCUUUCUAGCUGAGUAGGUGUGAUGUUGUUCAAAGAGUGCAUUUCUGCUAAAAGGCCCCGUCAACUUUAUCUAAGUAGGCAUUCCUAAAGGGUUUUUCCACAUUUUGUCAAAUUUUUCUUUUUCUUUUUGCAUGAUAUCACCUCCAUUAAAGAUUUUAUUAUAAUCAAA